Molecule: messenger RNA, 6595 nt
Organism: Melanotaenia boesemani (Boeseman's rainbowfish)
Lineage: Eukaryota; Metazoa; Chordata; Actinopteri; Atheriniformes; Melanotaeniidae
Gene: sh2b3
Product: SH2B adaptor protein 3
Exons: 8
Coding region: 356-2551 (731 amino acids)
Biological process (GO): intracellular signal transduction
Cellular component (GO): plasma membrane
Molecular function (GO): transmembrane receptor protein tyrosine kinase adaptor activity
Source: RefSeq, a predicted model, not a curated record
AUUUUUUUUAUGACAGCGGAAAUGAGCAGUAGCCUCUUUUUCCGCGUUAAGUUCGUGGCUGAAAGUUUUCUUUCCUCUUUUUUAAUUUUUUUAUUUGUUUUUUUUCUUGCUGGGGACCAGUCGCGUGCAGUCACCAUGAGAGAGAAAGUGACGAGCUUUUUAACGUGCAACCUUUUCUCUGAUGUCCACUUUUUUUUGCUCCUCGCCGACGUCGCUUAGACUUAAGUUUUAAUGUUUCUUAACACAUUUCCGUUAUGCGAAGCCUAACUUGGUGGUUAGUCGUCGUGCUGCGGUGGGUGCCCGUCCGAGAUAACGGAGAACGUGACAGUGAUUCUCAGCCAGCGUGGUUACUGCAAUGAAUGGUAACACUAUCCAUCCAGCCAACACCACUUCAGCGGGAAGAGGUCUGAGUGUAGCAGCGCCCCCAAGAGGCUGGAGGGAGUUCUGCGAGCUGCAUGCCAUCUCUGCAGCCCGGCAGCUGGCCGGACAUUACCGAAGCUUUGCCAGAGAACGGCCACAACAUGACGUGGUCCCACCAGAAGCCUUUUCCAAGCAAUUCACUGACCUUUUUCAGCAGCAUUUUUGCUGUGAGGUCGACAAAGAUGGCACUCCGCUCAGCCAGAACAUAUGCUCCACUGCAUCUGGAAGUGCAUCACCCACAUCUCCAAUGGCCUCCCCUCUUCCAUCACAUGCUAUGAUUAGUCGAUUGCGGAUUGCAUCUGGGACGCAGGACUAUCGAGAGGCAGGUCGACCAAGUGGAGGAGCUGCUCUGUUAUCGGUGGCCCCAAAAGAAUCCGUGGUGGUAAGCCGAGAGCAGGAGCAGCCAUUGAGAUGUGCUGCAGGAACUUCCUUUUCAGGGUCUCGUACCAUUGGCGGUGCGUCACCGCUGAUUUGUAGCCAUAGCAACGAGGAGAUCUCUGGUACUGAUCCUAAUCAAGUGACUGAGCGGUACUCCUCUGACUCCUCAGCCUCCAGCCCUGGACAAGCUGAUGUCACACAUUUUGCUGUUAGCCAGAUCCAACAGACAGUAAGACGGCUUUUAAAUAAACGUCCGAUCUCCGGUCCCCGCUCAUCCCAGGAUCUGUCUCCUAGCAACCCCACCAGCAACAACAACAAUCCCUCAAACAGUGGUGAUAGAGUAGGGGGAAUUUCCUCCACAAAUGAGGAAGGGUCGUCAUCCUCCUCUUCCUCUCACUCCUCUUCUUGUCAGAACUCUGAAGCCACGCCCCUAACCCCUUUACAUCGGCCCGGAGUGGUCUCUGUGUGGCUUGACCGUUUCCGUCGGAUUCACAGAAGCAUGAGGCAGAGGAGGUCAGAUGUGAGUGGCUGCUGUAAGGAGGGACAACUUAAGUACUUGCUGGUGGAUGACACUAUAUCAGACUCUCAGCCCCACUGGCAGCGCUGCCGCCUGCUGGUCAGGAGGAUCAGAGACGCUCAAAGUGGAGGAGGACGAGGUGGAAGCGAAAGGUACCAGUUGGAGCUCUACGACCCUCCAAAGGCCUCCAGCCCCAAACUGACAACUCACUGCUCAGAUAUCCAAGAAGUCCGUCGUUGCAACCGACUGGAGAUGCCCGACAACUUAAACACAUUUGUUUUAAAGGUUAACCGAGGUAGCCUGAUAUUUGAGACGGACAAUGACCAGCAGCUCAGCUCCUGGACCACAGAGUUAAAAGAAUGUAUCAGCAGCAGGUCAGGCGGUGUGGAUCUGGAGCUCCCCCUCUCCCCAGCUGACAGCUCUGUUCCUGCCAAUCACAGAAGAAGCUCAGAGUCAGGAAGUCAAGGUCCCGUCACCUUCACUUUGCCAGAGCAGGUAGUCCAGAAGACGGAUCACUUCCUGUUUUCUUAUCCCUGGUUCCACGGGCCCAUCUCUCGCGUAAAGGCUGCCCAUCUGGUCCAGAGCUCUGGACCAGAGGGUCACGGGGUGUUUCUGGUCCGACAGAGUGAGACCCGGAGGGGAGACUAUGUCCUCACGUUUAACUACCAGGGAAAAGCAAAGCACCUGCGCCUCUCUCUAACAGAGUGGGGUCAGUGCAGAGUGCAGCACCUGCGCUUCCCCUCAGUUAUGGACAUGCUCAGUCAUUUCCGUCUCUUUCCCAUCCCGUUGGAGUGUGGAGCCGCAGGGGCCGUCACGCUGUCCAGCUUCGUAGUGGCGGGCUCCAGCCCCCCGUCACAGGGUCAGCUCUCAGGUGCUCUCCUGGUCCCGUUCUCCCUCCACCGGUGGAGCUCUGAGCCCAGUUUGGCUCACUGCAGCCUGGCUCGCAGCUCCAUUCAGACCCCCUCCUUCUGCUCCACCACCAGCAACACCACCGUUUCCAGUCCCAGCUCUGUUUCCCAUCCAGGAAAUCACCAGUUUACUCGCACCAUCCUCGCUCCUGAACCCACUCCAUCAGUGCCGCUUCCUCUGCGACGGACCGAAUCGGUGGGGAGGAGACCCUUGCUUCGUAGCCCCAACCCCCACACUCCCAUCAUCCCUCAGCGGGACUCGGACUAUGAGCUGGAGCCCGACCGAGGCCGCAAGCGGGCGAUAGACAACCAGUACAUGUUGCUCUGACCCACCGAGUUCAAACCUGUGAAGCCUGCACACAAUCAUGCACACAUCAUACAGACACCGUUUGCUGCCUCAUGCUCAGCCUCAGAGCUCGGGAGAGUAAUCUGAUUACAGCAGACUCAUGAACUUGAGAGAACAAGUCUUCGUCUGAAUGCACACUGUGUAUCGUCAAAGCUAACACACACGUGCUGCAUGCGUGUGCGUGUCAGACCCUCACAACCUCCACCAGCGUGUCCACAGUGAAUGUAUUUCCAGAGUUUUAUAACAAUGUUGAUAAUUAAUCUUGUUUUUACUGAUGUUCAGGUUCUGUGUGUGAGAGUCACAUCAAUAGUUGUCCUCAAGCCCAGGCAAAAUAAAAAAUAAAAUAAAACAAAAAAACAAACAAAUCUGGUGAUUUUCAUAGAGGAACGCUUGAUAUUAACUCCUCAGCACUUAACCUGAACUGAUAGGAACGCACUGUCUGCAGAAGUGCUCCUUUAGAAUACUUACAAUGUACUUUUCGCACAAAGUUACCAGUGUGGAACAAAUUUCCACCUUUCUACAUAACAAACUGUACUCUUUUUAGAGUGUGGUUUCAUAUUAUUCCUCCUCUUUGUGCAUUAUUAUGUACAUAAGUGCACAUUGCUUUCAGUACAUUUUGUAAACAUUGUGUAUUUUUUCUAUACACAGAAAUUUUUGUAGAAAAAAAUGGAAAAAAUAAAGUAAAAAAGGAGAAAAGUUUGGUUCAGUCAGUUGGGAAGCUUUUCCAGAAGGGGGAGGCAUGCCUCUUCCACUCCUUUAAAGCUUUGCUAAAGCAUUUUUUUUUAUUCAGAUGAUUCAAGAUCAUCAUCACCUGAAAGCUGAGUUUAUGGUGUGCGUCUGGACGUCUCUGUUGUGUAUGUGAUGCGAGGGAAAGUGCUCUUACCAGCUUGUUUCUACUGAUGUUGACCUUGAAACUUUAGAAGCUGUGCCCCAAAAUUAAAUCAUAUUUCAAGCACCAAGGUUUUAUGUGUACAAAAGGACCAAAAUUAAAAAAAUGCCACAAAAUCAAAGAAAAUAUUAGGUAAUAUAAUAGGUAUAUUAAUCAUUUUCCCUAGAUUGCAGAGCUGAUCAACAAGUGUAGAAAGCGGAAGGAUAUUUUAGUAAAACUCCUCAUUUACACAGUUUUACAUCCGGCCUUCACCUGUGGACACGGUAAACUGUGGGAAAAGAUCAAAAGUAUAAGAAUAGCUAGAAAGUCUGAGCUCAGUGGAUAAAAAACACCUGUGAAUGUGGUGUAACAUCUGUGCAGCAGCUCUGAAGUCCUCCACUCCACCACAUCUACUAACUGUUUGAAGAAAGAAGUCGUUUGCAAAUUUGCGUGCAUGCACAUCGCAUCUGUGCACACAUGGUUCUUUCUUUUUUCCUCCAGCGACCGAGUUGCAAGCUUCCCACGGCGUUAAGCCAAAUAUUAUCCAAAGUGGAGUUAAGCCGUACCAUUCAGUGGAAAGUGCUUGCAACACUGAGAGAAAGCUGCAUUUUACUCCAGGCAACCUGUUCCGAUCUCUAACCGAGUAGUUAUGGUGCCUCAGCUAAACCAAACCGUGAGUAAAAAUAGAUGAUAAAUAAAAACGAUAAAGCAUCCAAAGCAAACCAAAUCUCAGAAAAUAGUCCUGCAGCUCAUUCCACCACCUCCACUGUCAUAAAUAGACUUAUUUUGGCAUUUAUAAAGCACAUACUUGUUGCAAGAAAACCUAGAAAUUGUGGUGUGUGAGGACAGAAUGACCUUUAAGAACCCUGAGAUCAGCCAAAAAAAAAAAUCACAUCUCCCAGCUGGUCUGGGAGCAGCUGAGGAGGAGCCGAUCGAGUUACAGGAUUUAUGACUCUUGUUGGUUCAGUUCCUUUUAGAAGACUCUUCGAUGUUUACCAUAUUAUUCCCUCUUACGAAGAAAUUACUUAACCUACUUUUUCCCUAAAAAUGAAUAACUAAUUAUCUAAAUUAUGAAAAACCUAUAGAUUAAGUUGUAACACUUUCACUACAUUUAAAUGAUUUUGUGGCAAAACCUUUAUUUUAGGUCCAGUGUUUGUUUUGUUCACAUAAACUAAGAAUACACAUCUAGUAAAAAAACAUAAACUUGAAAAGCUUCACUCCAAAGAGCUCAAGAUGAGGAAACGCUCCACAAGCAGACUGAAACAAAGCUGGGUAUUGGCAGUCUGCAUGAUUUCUUCUUUUUAGCUGUGUGGAUUCUCCAAAGAGACUAGAAACCUCAUGGCUCCAUUACGUUUCAUUAAAGCCUUAAAGGUCUCUUCACAGCAGAUGAUGACGUGAUGCAUCACCUGAAAACAGUCACACAUGUGCUUCUGUUAGUUUUAUCAUACAUGUAUUUUCCACACUUUCUUGUUGGAGUAACGUUGUUUUUUUUAGCUUUAUUCUUCACACUCAUAGCAUUAAUUAUUUUUUCUUAGCAUUUCUUCAGUCUUCACUGCAGCUAAUAGCAAAGGGAGGGCUGUGAAGAUGUUACACUAUGUCAUUUUUAAUUGAGCUCAUCUUUUAAAAGCAUUUGGGAGCUUUUUUUUUAAGUAAAGAGAAGCUUUAAUGGUGUCUGAGCGUGGUAUGAGAUGUUACACAGAUGACACAGCUGCAUGUUUCUGUGCACUCUUUCUGGAGUUUCUAUUUUUCAAGGUGCCUUUACGAGGUUUAAACCACCGGUUUAAAGCUGCACCGACUCUAGCAAAUGUCUUUUAAUGCUAAGAAAUAAAAAAUUUUCUUUCAUAAAUUAACAUUUACCGAAGCGUAGAUUUCUAUCCAGCGACUAGGUGGUUGUUGUGGUUCCUCUCAUCCAAAAGAGCUGAUUUUAAAACCAAAAGAGUAAGAAUCUGUCUUUUUUUUUUUUUUUUUGCUUUACUUGCAUUAGCUGAUUCAUUUUGGGGAAAAACAUGAGAAAGGAUUUGUCUGUUUUCUUACCUUGCUUUAACACUAACUUUAGCAGAUGAUUUACCUUCAGUAAACUCGUGCUUCGUGUAUGGUUUCAUCCAGAUUCUGUCCGUCUUCUCCAACACUGCUAUGUCCUCUUUUUUGUUUGUUUGUUUUGUUUCUUUUUUUUAAGAGAAAUGCAAAACUGCAACUUCAUUUCCUUCUGAAAAUGAAGAGUUCUGCUCUUUUGCUGCAAGUACUCCACUCCACCACACCAGAAGUCAGUUUCUAUACCAAAUUAUUAUUAUUAUUAUUAUUUUAACAAUGGUUUCUGUCGUUCUCUUUAUUGUAUCAGCAUGAGUUAAGACUGACAUAUUUUAAGGGGAACAAAAACUAGGAUGUUUUUGGCAAACGUACGGUUGGUCUUCCUGCCUUUUUGUACCCGAGUCUAAACAGAUCCCUCAUCACCUCUCUGUUUCAUUUCUGCUAAGAAACAGCAACGGUAACAAAAAUGUAAUCCGAGCACGUGUCUCUUCUAUUGCUGAAUCUUGUCAGGAGAAUAGCUGUGCCUUUGCCAGACAGCUGCUGUUGCUUUUUUCUUUUUUUUUUUUCAAAAGCUCAGGGUGUGAUUGUGUAGUGCAAUAAAUAAAAGACACCUUUUGCUUCACACCGUUUGUCCGCAAGGAUGAAUUUAGUGUUCCGCAUUUGCUCAUAGACUAGAAACAAGCUGUGUUUAAAACCAGGGCUGCCUUGUUUUAUUACCAGCAAGAAUCGAGUUAAUGCUAAGGAGGAUCCCCGUGUACCUCAGGUGUCUUUGAUCCUCAGCAUCUGCUCCAGAAAUGCCUUGAGCGCCUCCUCCGACUUUCCCCUUCCCUCCUGUCUGUUAUUUUUUUAAUUUUUUUUAAUAUGUCCAGUUGAUGAAUGUAAAGUGUUCUUAAUACUGUUCAUCCUGUUUGUUAACUUCUCACUGUAAACAUUCCAGUUCAAUCCAACAUUCGCUCUUACAGCCAAACCACAACAGCUUCUGAAAUGUAUCAUUGGGUCUGCAUCUACUCAGUUAUAAGCAUCUAAAUUAUAUAUAUAUAUAUGUAUAUCUAUAUACAUAUAUAUGUAUAUAGAUAGCUAUAUAUGUAUGUGUGUGUAUGUGUGUAUAUAUAUAUAUAUAUAUAUAUAUA